UGUGUUUACGAGUGUGUAUAAAUGUUGAUUAAUCUCGCGAUCUGCGAGGUUGAUGUUUUGAUUGAUUCGAAAUCUGCACGAAUUUCAAAAUGUUUUUUCGUUUUUGAGAUGAUCGAUUUUAUGUUUUGAUACCGGUUACAGUAUGUUCUGUUGUGGUUGAUUCGAUUCGGCAUUCGUAAAUUCACUUCGAAGCUUCAACUCUCUCUAUAUAUACACGCAAAUAUAUAUGCAACUGAAGUUAUUUUCUCUAAAUUAAAAUUGGAAAAAAGGACAGUUUUGAGAGCAGAUGAGGAGUGUUUUCAAUGAUGCAACCUUUGGGUCACCAACUCGGAUGGGGAAAGGCCUCACUUGUGUUUGCUUCAAGAGCAGGGGAACUUAUGAAAGAAUUUGCAUCAAUUUGACACCCCUACAGGAAGAGAGACUCAGAAGGUUGAAGCAUCGGAUGAAGGUUAACUUUGAUGCUUCCAGAGUAGAACAUCAGGAAGGUUUGAAAGCUCUAUGGUCUGCCACAUACCCUGGUCAGGAGCUCCAUGGCUUAGUAUCAGAUCAAUGGAAAGAAAUGGGUUGGCAGGGCAAAGAUCCAUCAACCGAUUUCAGUUUUUAUAUGUUGAACAGAGGAGCGGGAUUCAUUUCGUUGGAGAACUCAUUGUUUUUUGCCAAGACAUUUUCAACAUCUUUCCAGUGUCUAUUAAAAAAGCAAGGAGGGAAGCGAGCUGCGUGGGAGUAUCCAUUUGCUGUUGCUGGUGUAAAUAUCACAUUCAUGAUCAUGCAAAUGCUUGAUCUAGAUGCCACAAAACCCAGGACGUUUGUCAGAACUGUUUUCUUGCAGAUGUUGUCAGAAAAUGAGUGGGCAUUUGACUUGCUUUAUUGUGUGGCUUUUGUGGUUAUGGACAAGCAAUGGCUGGAAAAAAAUGCCACAUACAUGCAGUUCAAUGAUGUUUUGAAAUCAACUCGGGCUCAGCUUGAGAAGGAACUUCUAAUGGACGAUGUCCUACGGAUCGAAGACAUGCCCUCUUAUACCCUGCUCUUUUAAACCGUGGCCAAUCCAAAGCAUUGCAGGCCAGGGAUGUCUCAAAUUGAAUAUAUCUUUAUUAUAGGAGCUCUUACCGUCUUCCACAUGACACAACCGUCCAAUUGGUUUAUUCUUUCAUACACCUCUUUCGACUCCUUUCUCUGCCAACAGUUUUUUAAUCUUUUAACAAUGGUGAGUACUGGGAAAGUACGAGGACAUUUAAUAAGGUAAUCUUUUUGUCUUUCUUCUUCUGUAUAUGAGAAACUUUGAUGAGAUGAGUAGUCUUUUUCUUUUGCUUUUGCUUUUGAUUCUCUGAUCAAUUCAAUGUUGGAAAAGCUUGGAUGUAACUGGUAUCAGAGGAUUGAAGUUAAAUCGUUAUGCAAAUCUGUUUCAGAUUUUUCUAUUUAAGAAAUCCAUUUGUUUAUUGUUGGUUUUC
Camellia sinensis is the source of this 1448-nucleotide messenger RNA. NCBI's taxonomy places the organism in Eukaryota, Viridiplantae, Streptophyta, Magnoliopsida, Ericales, Theaceae. The record is from RefSeq and is a predicted model, not a curated record.